AUGUUCUUUGACGAGGAAUCAGAGUUUCUGAGUGGUCGUCCAUUGCGCAUCCACACGGCAGCGUUACUUGUUUUUCUUUCAUGUCCAUGCAAAUAUAAUAUUGACUAUUAUUGACAUUGCGUCGUUCUGUCAUUAGAUAAUUACUUUAUAUUAGAACAGACCGGUUGUAAACCUCGCUGUAUCAUUAUAGCGUAACAUCUUGCAGCUGUGCAGCAAUGUGUCCGUUGCGUAGCGAACUGUCUUGACAGACGGAAAAGGUUAAGUGAUGCGUGUCCGAGACUGAGAGGAAAAAGGGGAGAAAACGAGGAUGUUGCAUCGGCCCCAUAAUCUUGUCAGCUUCAUUCGUAACGUAACGUGCCGGUACCAUGCCGAUCGACUGUGCACAUUCCACAUUGGAUUGAUUAAACGACACGCCAGCGUUCUAAUAGUUCCCAAGUAUGGUACGCGAUACAAAGUACACGCGUUUUCCAAUUCCCAAAAGGUUUUUGCUAACAGAAAGACAGGCAGGCACGGGGAUUGUAGAUGGACCUGCGCGGCCAGAUUUUCCGACGACGCAAAGUCUAAUAAAGAUGGGUCCGAAGUGAAGCUAGCCAACGAGGUUAAGCAGAGAAUAAUAGAAUUGAAUGAAGAGAAGUUGGGCAAGUUAAAGGAGAGAGUAUUAGACAUAGAGCCAGUUAUUUCUGAUGAAAAGGAGGUGGGAAAGGGCCAGGCGGCGAAGCUUGUUGAGAAGAAGUCUGCGGAAUUCAAAGAGCCACUGAAAGAUGAUGCCGCGUCGAAGAAAGCGAAAAAGAAAAUCAGAGUCGACAAGUCGACAUCUUCCUUGGAACGGAACUUCAUCACCCCCGUGAGAGCUAUGGCGGACUUUUUGUUGAAGCCGUCUGAUUUGGAGACUUUGCCGAAAACAAAAAGACGUUCCCCGUAUGAACUUGAACCGCCUAUCACAGUGUAUUGGAGGAAAGAUGUUGAGGCUAAAGCUCUAGAAGUCUGGGGAUCCAGAGAAGCUUUGCUGAAGGAACUCCUAAAGAAGGAAGUUGAGCGGAAGAUCUAUCAGCAAAAUGUUUUUACGGUCAAGCGGAGAUUGAGAGAUUACAGACGGGAGAUCGGCAGCAAGACGGAGAUAAUUCAGAAGGAGGGUCUUUUUGGGAGAUCUGGCAAAGUCGUAUUGACUGCGAUUGCUAUAAAUGCCAGCAAUUUCUUGUGCAAGUUAGCCGCUUGGUUGUACACUGGCUCGCACAGUAUGUUUUCCGAGUGUGUACAUUCUGCGGCGGAUACUUGCAAUCAGCUGAUUCUAGCGUACGGUAUUCAUAAAUCGGUGCAGAAUCCUAAUCCCGACCACCCGUACGGUUACACAAACAUGAAGUACGUUUCCUCGUUGAUAUCGGGCGUGGGAAUCUUUUGUGUUGGUACGGGUCUUUCCAUCUAUCACGGAAUUCACGGUCUUCUUUUUCCCGCGCCAUUAGAUUCUCUCUUUUGGGCGUACUUCGUCCUGGGUGGGUCCCUGUUAUCCGAAGGGGCGACCUUAAUGAUAGCAUUACACUCCAUAAAGAGAGGCGCGGAGGAAAAAAAGGAGAGUGUUAAACAGUUCAUUCUGGAAGGGCAGGAUCCAUCCGUGAACGUCGUACUCAUGGAAGACUUUGCAGCUGUAAUUGGAGUCAUUGUCGCAGCUGGAUGUAUGGGCUUGACUUCAUACUUAGAAAAUCCGAUGUUCGACGCUACUGGUUCGCUUUUGGUUGGCGGACUACUCGGUGGAGUGGCGUCCUUUAUAAUCUACUCUAACGUUGCUGCGCUCAUAGGAAGGAGUAUAUCGCAAGAGAAUCUCGAUAAAAUUAACGCCGAAUUAGAAGCGGACAUAAUGGUUCGUGCAAUUCAUGAUGUGAAAGGCAUCGAUAUGGGUAAUAAUCUAGUGAGAUAUAAAGCCGAACUGGAUUUUGACGGUCGAGAGCUCACGAGAUCUUACCUAGAUAAGCAUGAUCUUAUUGCAAUGCUGGAGGAAGUGAAAGGUAUGCAAAAUAUAGAUGAAUUAGAAGCAUUUUUAUUGAAACACGGCGAAAAUAUCGUAGACAUGCUUGGUGGAGAAAUUGAUAGAAUAGAAUUGAAAUUAAAGAAAAAUCAUCCAGAAAUACGACAUUGUGAUUUAGAAAUUCUAUAAGGACUUAUUAAUAUAGUAUCUUAAGUUAAAACUAAAUAAAACUGGAUGUAAAUUAUUAUUUUAAUAAAGUAAGGAAUUAUUUUAAUGUAAUUACUUAGAUUCUUCUGUCUUAAGUUUUAUUUAGUAUUUAGCACUAAAGAAAAAUUAAUUUUUGUAAACAUUUUAUGUAUGUUGUACAGAUGCUGUGAAAAUUCUACCAGUCAUUAUAAUAAAUUGGCAGGAAUUUCUUAAACA
Molecule: messenger RNA, 2383 nt
Organism: Vollenhovia emeryi
Lineage: Eukaryota; Metazoa; Arthropoda; Insecta; Hymenoptera; Formicidae
Gene: ZnT49B
Product: zinc transporter 9
Exons: 11
Coding region: 308-2149 (613 amino acids)
Biological process (GO): zinc ion transport; transmembrane transport
Cellular component (GO): membrane
Molecular function (GO): monoatomic cation transmembrane transporter activity
Source: RefSeq, a predicted model, not a curated record